UGGUUCAGUCGAAGUUUGUUCCAUGGCCGUUGUUCGUUGUCGUUGGCUCGGAUUAUUUUGGCGGGAAGCUAUCCACAGUAAUAAAAUGGUGUCGAAAGCACUUUUAUUAGAAAACUUCCAGAUAACUGGCUAUGAUGAUGUCAGCGACGAAGUUUUGGAAAAGUGUGUUGAACUUUGUCACUGGUAUAACAAAAGCGAAGAAGAAUUUGGAGAUAUAUGGGUAGCUUUUUGCAUACAGCAUCAAGAUGGAAAUUUAAAUCCAACAUUAGAAGCAUUAGAAGAACUGAAAAAGAUUACACCUAGAGAAGAAAAAGGCUGUGAUAAUAUAUUUAAAAAGCAUCAAGAACAAAACAUAAAGUUAUUAAAUUCAUCAAAAUCAGAGAUAUUGACUGACAACGAACAGGAAAUUUUGAAAUUAUAUGCUACACCAGAAGCAGUCAAUAAAUUGCAUAGAAAGAGAGCAGCCAGUCCAGAUCUAGUAGAUAGCAGUAGCAGUGGCGGCGACGGAUGCAAAAUACAAGCCACAAUAGAAUGCAGCACGCCGUCGUCCCUCGAACAACCGAGCAGUAUCGAUACCGACAUCGCCGACGCCACGCAGUCACAGCUCAGCUUUAGUCAGUCUAACAUUACAUGUACAAAAGGAGGCAUAAAAGUAGUCCUAUCCGUUGGUCAAAAAGUCUCAAUAUGGGCAACCAACAAAAAGUACAAGUGCUCGAUCAAGCACGCGGGACCACGUGUACCGGCAAAUUCGAGGUACAUGUUUGAAUUAUUGAAGACCGCGUCAGAAGUACGUACUCGAGUAUGUCGCAUAAUUGGGUACAAAAUCAACGUCUUUUGGAAAAAGCAAAAGAAGGAUGAUCUGGUGACCACGUGGAAUGUUCGCACAAGAAGUCAGAAGCCAUACCGAACUUGGGGACGCGUGUGCUUCGAGUCCGAAACGAAGAAAUGGAAUGUCGGAGCUACGAUACUACUUGAGGGUUGCAGGAAACCACCCAGAACCGAUACGGUUGAGGCGAAACUCUGGCCGCAGGUGGAGCUUGACGUGAGCGAUCUACCAGGAUGCAGUAUUUUUCCUGGUCAAAUCAUUGCAGUGGAAGGCACGAAUUUGACGGAGAAUUUGCUAAAAGUGAAAGAUGUUUUUACUGGCAGUUUUAUACCCGCAGCUCAACCACCAUACUUUACUGAUGAUUUAAAAGUCAUGGUCGCGGCUGGACCUUUCACACAAUCGAAUGAUCUCAACUAUCAGCCACUCUAUGAAUUAAUGGCUAGAGUUGCUGAAGAUGAGCCGCACGUUUUAAUUCUUAUUGGGCCUUUCGUUGACUAUAAUCAUCCUCACAUUCAAAGUGGUGAAGCAAAUUGUUCACAUCAAGAGAUUUUCAAUAAAAUUAUUCUUAACAUAAAGAAUAAUUUAGUUAGCAAAUGUACUCAAGUAGUAUUAGUAGCUUCGGGUAGAGAUGCUCAUCAUCAUGCAAUUUAUCCGACGCCAGAAUAUUUUAUACCGAAAUCAUUGCAAGGGGCCGACAUCCACGUACUCCCUGAUCCUUGCACUUUAGAUAUCGAUGGUUUGAGACUAGGAAUUACGUCAGUUGACGUUUUAAUGCAUCUUGGACGCGAAGAAGUUACGAUAAAAUCAAUAUGCAAAGACAAAUUAAGUCGUUUAGGGAACUACAUCUUGAAUCAAGCUUGCUAUUAUCCAUUGUAUCCUUCAGCAAAAGAAAUUAACAUCGAUUGCGAGCUUUGGGAAAAAUAUGCUUUUCUGAAAGAAAAGCCACAUAUGUUAUUGUUACCAUCUGAUAUGAGAUAUUUUUGCAAACACGUAAAUGAAUCCGUGAUUCUCAAUCCUGAAAGAUUGAGCAAACGCGUAUUUGCUAGAAUUAACUUCAAACCUUCAGUCAGCAGUACGUGGACACCAGACAAUAUAUCGUGUGAAAUAAUUAAAAUGUAGAGACGUAAUGCUGUUAAACUUUAUUUAUUAUUAUUAUUAUUAUUAUAAGUAGCUUGUACGUUCACUAUUUUUAUUGUCUAGAUUUCAAUUGUACGAGUUAAGUAUAAUGGAAAAAGAGUGUUUAUUUAAGCUUUGA
Phymastichus coffea is the source of this 2081-nucleotide messenger RNA. RefSeq names its product DNA polymerase alpha subunit B (gene DNApol-alpha73). Lineage: Eukaryota; Metazoa; Arthropoda; Insecta; Hymenoptera; Eulophidae. The coding region runs from base 23 to 1945 and encodes 640 amino acids. Gene Ontology annotation, biological process: DNA replication initiation; DNA replication. Gene Ontology annotation, cellular component: alpha DNA polymerase:primase complex. The transcript has 8 exons. Gene Ontology annotation, molecular function: DNA binding. The record is from RefSeq and is a predicted model, not a curated record.